GACAUGUAUUCGCCAUUUUGCUCCUUUAGUGUGUUUGUGUGUGUGUGGGAUACCGUCCGUGUGAAUACCUCACAAGCUUUUAAACAUUUAACACUAUCGACACCACUUAAAACAACCGAGGGCAUGCCUGCAAUGAGACAACAGUAGUAGCAACAGAACGACAUGGAAAUUUGGAAGUAAUCUUAGAUCGCUUCGUCGAGCGUCAAAGAAGGGGAGCAGCAAAAAUGCGAGGCUGAAGCAAUAACAACAAGACUGUCCAUCACCAACUGCUAAAAUGAAAACACCAAGCAAGCAAGCAAGAAAAGAAGAGGGAUAUCACUGUCCUCACCUGGUUGCAUUUUCUUCCUUGAAUUCUCCAGUUUGACAACACCUUGCCAUUCUCAAUAAUGAUACUAGGAUUAAUUCCCCAAGAGUUACAUGAGCAGCUCUUGGACUUUAAAAAUUACCAAAACCGUACAAAUGGUGUGGAAAAACUUAAACAAAUUCUGUCAGAGGUGGACAUACUGUCUAUCCCAUCUGACAGUAUUGAAGAAUUUAUACAUUUCCUUUCUCGCCUUCUGGAUGAUAGUAAUUUUAAAGUUUUGUAUGGCACCCUACAAGUUUUGAAUUUACUCAUUCAGCAGCUAGAUAAUAGACUAAACAAACACUUUCAACAAAUUAUUCAUGUGGCUCUCAAAGCUCUUGGGGACACCCGUACUAUCACCAGGAAUGAAUAUAUGAAUGUGUUUCGGCAGCUGAUGAAAGUGAUAGCACCACAGCAAAUAUUGGAUCUAGUUAUAGGCAACUUGAAACACAAAAAUUCAAGGAUACGAGAAGAUGUCCUUAACAUCAUCACUGUUGCUUUGCUCACUUAUCCAAGAAAGAAUUUUAACAUUCCUAAGCUUUGUCAUGAGGUCGCCCCAUAUCUCGCAGAUGGCAAAAGAAAAGUGCGACUUGCUGCAUUGGAGCUUUUUGCUGUUUUCGACCAUUGUCUUGACACAGGGAAGAAGCAGCCCUUAAUAAAAGCUGUUGACAUGGUUGAGCUUAACGAGGAUGCUGAGGGUCUCAUGGCAGCCGUACAAGCAAGAAGGGCCAGGCGCUUUCUCCCUAAACUCUCCCCAGAGGGUAUUGUGGAGUAUGCAUUGAUAGUGCCCAAACCAGGACAACGGAGCUCAGGGCAGACCGGAGCUGAUUUGGACUGGGUGAUGAACGGUGGGAGGAUUAGCAGCGCGAGGAGUACCAGGACCGAACCAGACUGCGACAGAUUACAUGGCUACAGCAGUCUCGGUUCUGAUGAUAUGCCUGUUCAGAGGAGGAUUGUGAGCGCAGGAAAAGGGAAGAAUAAACUGCCUUGGGAGAUGAUUACUCUGUCAUCCACCGAGAAUGACCAGCAAUGCAAUACACCUGAUGGAAAGGUUACCAAUGAAGACUUUUUCCCUUUCUCAAGAAAACUAAGCCCAGAAACCUACAUACCCAGUUUCAGCUCAGCAGAACCUCCAAGGCUCCAGUCAUCAAGAAGGAAUGAAUCCCCUGUGCGCCUCAAAAGGAGUGGUAGCCUUAACCUUGACCAGGACAUGUUCAAGACCACAAACCUCUCUGAAAUAGAUUCAACCAAGGGAAGUAUGCUCUCAAGAAACCCUAGUGUUGAGCGUACAUUUUCUCUACCAACCAAGUCUUCCUCUACUGGCUCCUUUCUACUGCCUUCCUAUCCACUGGCCUCACUUCCAGGCAGUGUCCCCACUCCAACUCUCCCUCGUCGCCAUGUAGACUCCCCUCUCUCCAUGUCGAAUACUUGGCCAAACAAAAGAGACACUAGUCCUCACCAGCGAGAUCCUAGCCCCUGGAGAGAUGUAUCGAGCUCUACAAAAGAUGGAAAAGAAAGUCGGUGUUCUCCCAGGCCUGUUCGUGCUUCACUUGUUAGUUCUUCUUCAACAUCCUCAUUUCGAAGAGCACUUAAUAGUACAAGAGCAAAUAGCUCUGUGUCCCCGGUUAUCCCUGCAGGAGAACAGAAUGACCAAUUAGAAAUGAGAGAUUUUAGUACAGACCCUGGGAAUAACAGCAUGGACCAAAACCUUGAAGAGGAGGACCCCUUGGACAUGCAGGAGAUGCUGAAUUCACUGCGCUCCUUACGAAACAGUGCUGCCAAGAGAAGGGCCAAAGUGACCCUUAGUAACUCAGAUGUGGAUCCAGACAGUCCGGAUUCAGCUGUGAGGUUAGACCUGGGUCUAGAUUCACCAUCACGUACUCCACCGAUGCUUACAAGCUCAGCGAGUGAAAGCGGGCUCUCCAGCCUUGGCUCUGCCGUCAACUGCAGCCUUAAUGGAAUAAAAACUAGCCCAAGAAAUUCUUUGUCCUUUGGGGUGAAAUCUCACUUUACAAGCAUGCCUUCUGCACAACUGAGAUCCUCAGUGUCCAUGGACUUCAGCAGCCUCCAAGGAUUGUCUCAGAGGAAUGAGUGGUCAAGUGAAGUGGGUGUUGUUGGACACUCCUUGUCAUACACAAAUGGAACAACUAAAGCUGAGAAUGAGAACAGAGAAAUUUCACAUCAAAUGGUCAAACCCAUUCCACGGGAAUCAGUCCGAGGAAUGAAAGGUGCCAAAGGCUCUCACAGCCAGAGUAGCAAGAAUUCAUCAGGUGUCGAUAUGCUUGAAGGAGUCAUUGGAAGAGGCAUGUUUGGCUGUGCUUCCUUGACACUUGAGCAGGGUGACUUGGUAGCCAAGCCCCCCAGCGACGUGUACUCAGCAAUAAACAGCCAUACAAACAUGGCUAGCAUGCAGACUGAAAGUGAUGACAGCCCACGCUCAGAUGUGGCCAAGGACAGUACAAGAGCUGUACGUUUAAGCCGGGAUAAAAUACGGCAUCAGCGCACAAACAUGUCUGAUGAGCUAAGUCAUGGAGAACAAACACGAGAAAGAAUUCGCCAUCGUGUCCAGCAGAUGCUGUCUGAUUCACCCACAGGUGAAAAUACACCAUUAAUCAUCAAAGAUCUCCAUCUAAAUGGCAGCAUACUGAGCUCUACCAAAUCUAAUAUUUUUCCAACUGACCUCCUCAUCUCUUCGAGAACUCCUGUCAGCCCAUCAGAAACCCAGACCCCUGUUAAGAGCUUCACUCCUUCCCACCAGCCCAGUCCUCCUGCAGUGCCCCCAAACCCCAAAAGUGUGUCCCGUCUGAGGCGGGCAGCUAGCCUUGGCAGGACACGGGCCUCACAAUCUCACUGCCCAGAUGAGCUGAUCUCUUCUCUGGGCCACAAAAACAAUUUCUCAGAAGCUGCUGAACUAUCUCCAUUUUCCAAGCCUGAAGUUGCACUGACCCAGAGCUUCAACCUCCUGAGCUCAGAUGACUGGGAGAAGAAGAUAGAAGGACUUACUUUUCUGCGCAGCUUGGCAAACUACCACUCUGACACUCUCCAGAGCAGGCUUCAUGACGUGUGCCUUUUACUCACUCAAGAGGUUAAAAAUCUGCGCUCAGGUGUGUCAAGGGCUGCUGUGUGCACACUUGGUGACUUCUUUAGUCAUCUGCAGAAAACAAUGGACCAAGAGCUGGAGGGGACAGUUAAAGCCUUACUGCACAAAGCAGGAGAGAUCAAUGCCUUCAUUAGACAGGAUGUGGAUGCAGCUCUAGACUGCAUGGUGCAGCACUGCACUCCAACGCGGAGUAUUCAUGCUUUACUUACUGGAGGCCUUGGUCAUCCUAAUGCUGUUGUGAGGAAGUACACCGCUCAGCAUCUGGCUAAUCUAGUGGACAAGGUUGGUGCUGCCCGUGUCCUGUCUGGAGGUAAAGAACUUACAGACAGGAUCUUGCCUGCGAUUACAAAACUGUCACAAGACUCCUCACAAGAAGCCAGGUAUUUUGGUCGACGCAUGCUGCUUUGUCUGUCAUCACAUCCCGACUUUGAAAAGAUUCUUGAGAAAUAUGUUCCCACCAAAGAGCUACCAACUAUCCGAGACACUGUCCUAACUUUAAAGACAAAGGGUCUUGGUGACAUGCCCUCAGACAACCAGUCAGCCAGAGGCAGGCGUUCCUUGCCAGGCAGCGGAACAGUCAGAGCCUCAUCUCUCACCAGAGAACCUCUCAAUCAAACCACAAGAGAAUCAAAUGCUCUCUACAACUGCAGAACUGCACAGACUAUAGCUGAUAAGACUGAAUAUGUGAAGCAGAUGUCAAGUCUGCUGGGUUCAAAGGACUUCCGAGAGAGGAUCAAGGGAAUCGACCAGCUAGUGGCAGACUGCCAGAACAAUCCCAAUGUGGUUAUCAAUACUAUAUUCCCAGUUUUUGAUGUCUUCAGGUCUCGGUUGCAGGAAUCAAACAGCAAGGUCAACCUUUAUGCUCUAGAAUCCCUGCAGAAAAUUAUCCCUUUGUUGAAAGACAACUUAUCCCAAGUGGUUAACAUCCUUGUCCCAGCAAUUGUUGACAAUCACCUCAAUUCUAAGAAUAAUGCUGUUUACACUGCUGCUAUUGGAGCCCUAAAUGCACUAAUAUCAAAUCUUGAUAAUGUACUCCUUCUUCAGCUUUUUUGUACCAAGGCUCAAUUUUUAAGUGGCAAAGCAAAAGUUGAUCUUAUUGAAAAGGUUGCAGAGAUUGUGAGUGAACUUUACCCCCGCAAGCCCAACAUGGUGGAGCAGAAGGUGCUGCCGUUACUGUGGCACCUCCUGGGAACAUCUACUCACAGCGGCACAGUUCAUGGGCGAGGUGGCAGUGUGAGGGGUGCAACAGUCAACCUGUGCCAAGCCCUUUAUGCCCAGAUGGGACACAGCCUGAGCGACUGCGCUGCUUCUCAAUCCACCAAUGUCCACAAAAGUUUCAUUGAGGUACUGCGAACAAUAAAAUAAAUGGAAACUCACAUACAGAUUUUGAAGAUUACUUGAAGAUUUUCCUUGUGCCUGCACUUUUAUAUCAAUUAAGACAACAUCCUUUAAUAUUAGGAGCUCUUAUUCUUAUCUCAGUGAGAUUUUCUCUGGUACAAAACCUGAGAACAUCAGGUUUCAUGUACACAAACUGCUCUCUUUGCACUUUUAAAUAUGAACUCAUGUUAAACUCUAUAGAUUUUAUCAUUGCUUUUUCAGAUUCUAAUGUACUGUAGAAAAGAUCAAGACUAACAGAAUGUACCAAUGAAAUGCACAAAAAGUAAACGGUUCAAGACAGGGACAUGAGAGUUGUAUAUUUUUGCUGUAUUAUUAAAUGUGAUGUAAUUUUUUUUUAAUCUUAUAUUGAUGUUUUGUGAGAUAACACAAAUUCUAUAAAAAAUUAUUGUGUACUGCUCAGAUGUAUAUUUGCACAGUAUUAACAUCAUAUUCAUGUAUGCUGUAUAAUUAAACAGUAUCAAAUGUGUCUGUUGUGUUGUAAUCAUGCUCUGUACUGUUUGGCCUUUUAUGUAUGACAGAACUGAUUUCCACUUAAGAUAAACAUUUCAUUGUUGCCUACAUCGAUGAUGGUUUGAAGGCAUUGAACCAGGGAAAGGGAUAAGGGUUCAGAUGUAAAUCUGACAAUGCCUAAUCAACAGAUUCUCUGUCCUUGAGUGUAGUGCCAGUCUUUAUAGUAGCCCUUUCACUAUACUGUACAGUACUAAGCUUGUGAGCAUUUGGAAACAGAGACUACUAUAAAUAAAAUGUUUAUUUCUGUAA
Messenger RNA from Boleophthalmus pectinirostris (great blue-spotted mudskipper), 5600 nucleotides. Its product is annotated as TOG array regulator of axonemal microtubules protein 1. The coding region runs from base 387 to 4808 and encodes 1473 amino acids. Gene Ontology annotation, biological process: microtubule cytoskeleton organization. The transcript has 23 exons. Gene Ontology annotation, molecular function: microtubule binding. NCBI's taxonomy places the organism in Eukaryota, Metazoa, Chordata, Actinopteri, Gobiiformes, Gobiidae. Gene Ontology annotation, cellular component: cytoplasmic microtubule; cilium. The record is from RefSeq and is a predicted model, not a curated record.